This is a messenger RNA of Ooceraea biroi (clonal raider ant), 2055 nucleotides long. RefSeq names its product putative nuclease HARBI1. The record is from RefSeq and is a predicted model, not a curated record. Lineage: Eukaryota; Metazoa; Arthropoda; Insecta; Hymenoptera; Formicidae.
ACCUGCGUAUUCUAGUGAUUUAAUAAAAGUUACCAUGAAGUUGCGCUAUUCUGAAAGCCGUCAUUCCAAUGGGGCGUAAUUUGCUGAAUUGCGCAAAAAUACAACCAAUCGCUGAUUAGAGUUUCUGUUACAGAAAUGCUAAACAAAUUUGCGAUUGGUUUUCGUAACCUACGCGCGUUGAAAAGUACGCCUCAUGGGGAACCGGUACUCUGUGCAUAAGUAUGUGUGAGGCGGAAUGUAUGUGACUCGAAUCGGUACCCACGCCAUUCGCACGUAUAUACCAUUCCAAACCUGAUUCACAUUAACUAACGGUCACAGAAAAUUGGCAUACGUUUAUCGCACCACGCCACUUUGCCACCAAAUGCUUUUCAGUGGCUUGUAGUCGCAUAAAGUUCCAGCAUAGGCUGUUUUACGAUAGUACAAAGCUAUAAUCAAUUCUAAUGUGGUAAAUAUCGGUCUCGAUGGCACUAAUUUAGCUUGGAGUCCCAAUUUGCAUCUUCGCUUAUUACAAUUCUGCAUGGAAUCUGAGGAUUUCAGAUUGUUAUGAAAAAAAUAAACACGCCUCAUAUCGAAGUGGUACAUAAAAAACGCAUUCUAAACUUAUUAGCCACGGGUGGAGUUACUUCAUAAACAUUUCUGCUAAACAUUUAUUCAUACUGAUCACAGCAUUCGCACGUAUCCUUCCAAACCUGAUUCGUAUUAAUGGUCCUAGGUUAGAAAGGUUUAUAAUAAUGGAUUGUGACUUGAUUUUAUUAAAUGUAUGGAAACAAUGGAAAAAGUGGAAGCUGAUAAAGCACACAUUUCAACAGCGGAAUGUUAAAAAACGUCAAAUACUGAAAUUGUUUGUGAUAUGGAAACUGAUACAUGAAGCGGAAGGAGCUCAUAAAAUGUGGGUGCGCCCGAUAUUCAAAGAAAGACAAAGGUUAUUACAGGGUGCUAGUGACAAUCUGGUCAGAGAAAUGGAAUUGGAAGAUCACGAAAUGUUCUACAAUUAUUGCAGAAUGUCCGUAAAGAUGUUCAAUCAAUUGUUGCAUAUUGUUGGACCAGUCAUUGAAAAACAGAGUCUUGUUCGAGAUCCAAUACCAGCUCGUACCCGACUUCUAGUUUGUCUACGUUAUUUAGCAUCUGGAGACAGUAUGACUUCAAUAAGUUAUUUUUUUAGAAUUGGAAUAAACACUGUCUCAAGAAUUAUUUCUGAGACAUGUGAACAAUUGUGGAAUACUCUUCAUAAAUCAGUUUUCCCUGAAAUAAAGGAAACGAAUUGGUUGAAAAUUGCGAAUGAUUUUGCGGUGAAGUGGAAUUUUCCGCAUUGCAUAGGUGCCAUUGAUGGAAAGCACGUGAUAAUACAAUCACCUCCUCACAGCGGCUCAACGUAUUAUAAUUACAAAGGAAAUCAUAGCAUCAAUUUACUAGCGGUUUGUGAUGCUAAUUACUGCUUCACAUUAAUCGACAUUGGUGCGGAAGGCCGACAGAGCGAUGGAGGAAUCUUCGCUCAUUCAAAUUUCGGCCAGCGAUUUGAAGCAAAUUUAAUGAAUUUACCACAACCGAGACUGCUUGAAAGUUCUGAAUCCGCAUUACCGUUUGUAUUAGUAGCGGAUGAGGCAUUUGCUUUAACUACUUACAUGAUACGACCAUAUCCACGAAGCGGACGCCUAAACGGUCAAAGAAAGGUAUUCAACUAUCGUCUCAGUCAAGCAAGAAGAAUGAUAGAAAGUGCGUUCGGCAUUUUGACAGCGAAAUGGCGAAUUUAUCGUCGACCGAUAAUCUCAUCUGUCUCUACUGCAGUCAAAAUUGUUCAAGCAACUGUAUGCUUACACAAUUUUGUGAUCCAAAAUGAAAACCAAUUGCCGCUUUCUGAAAGAUGUUAUACACGUAUCAUCAGUGGAGAAGAAACCGUGAUAAACGGUGCAUUGCAAGACGUCAACAAUGCUGGCAGAACUAAUGCCCAUACCCGACUUGCCUCUAGAAUCCGAGAUGAGUUUGCUUCAUACUUUGAAAACCUGGGAGCAGUAUCCUGGCAGUGGGAAAAAGUUUUGCUCAACGAUUUUUAAUUGA